Penicillium cataractarum is the source of this 579-nucleotide messenger RNA. Its product is annotated as 40S ribosomal protein uS4. Gene Ontology annotation, molecular function: rRNA binding; structural constituent of ribosome. Lineage: Eukaryota; Fungi; Ascomycota; Eurotiomycetes; Eurotiales; Aspergillaceae. Bases 1 to 579 code for a protein of 192 amino acids. Gene Ontology annotation, biological process: positive regulation of translational fidelity; translation. The transcript is spliced from 4 exons. The record is from RefSeq and is a predicted model, not a curated record. Gene Ontology annotation, cellular component: cytosolic small ribosomal subunit.
AUGGCUCCCGCUCCCCGUGUCUACUCCAAGACCUACAAGGUCCCCCGUCGCCCCUUCGAGUCGGCCCGUCUUGACUCGGAGCUGAAGAUUGUCGGCGAGUACGGCCUGCGCAACAAGCGUGAGGUGUGGCGUGUCCAGCUUACCCUCUCCAAGAUUCGUCGUGCUGCUCGUGAGCUCCUCACUCUUGACGAGAAGGACCCCAAGCGUCUGUUCGAGGGUAAUGCUCUGAUUCGCCGUCUCGUGCGCAUCGGUGUGCUCGAUGAGUCCCGCAUGAAGCUCGAUUACGUCCUGGCCCUCAAGGUCGAGGACUUCCUGGAGCGCCGUCUCCAGACCUGCGUGUACAAGCUCGGCCUCGCCAAGUCCAUCCACCACGCCCGUGUCCUCAUCAAGCAGCGUCACAUCCGCGUCGGCAAGCAGAUCGUCAACGUCCCCUCGUUCAUGGUCCGCCUCGACUCCCAGAAGCACAUCGACUUCGCUCUUACCUCGCCCUUCGGUGGCGGCCGUCCCGGCCGUGUUCGCCGCAAGAAGGCCGCUGCCGCCGCUGGUGGUGACGCCGAGGAGGAGGAGGAUGAGGAGUAA